UAAUGUUAUUUGUUUAAUAUUUAAAACUUCCAUUCUCAGACAUAGUUUCGUGGUCUUACAAGCUACACGUGUGAGAUCAACUCGGUUCCAUCAGUGAUUUGACGAAACAAUUAUGAUUAUCCUCCUUAUUUGGUCGGCGGUCUUGGUCGCCGUGAUAACGCUAUACUUCCGAAGACUGUACUCCUCCUUUAGCCGCCAUGGCAUCAAGCACAUAAAGCCAGUCCCGAUCCUCGGCAACAUGGCCAAGGUCGUAUUACGCGCAGAGCAUGUGAGUGAUGGACUGACAAAGGUCUACAACGACUUCCCUGAGGAAAGGUUUGUUGGAAGAUAUGAAUUCACCAAGGAGUUAAUUGUAGUUCGUGACCUUGAGCUGGUUAAGAAAAUAACUGUGAAAGACUUCGAGCAUUUCCUCGACCACCGCCCCUUGUUAGGCAACGGCGAAUCGUACUUCUCCAGGAAUUUAUUCUCUUUAAGAGGACAAGAAUGGAAGGACAUGCGCUCCACGCUGAGUCCAGCAUUCACGAGCUCCAAGAUGCGCUUGAUGGUGCCUUUCAUGGUGGAGGUCGGAGACCAGAUGAUGCGGUCGCUUCAUAGAACUAUAAAGGAAUCUAAGAAUGGCUCCGUCGAUGUAGACUGCAAAGACCUAACUGCUCGUUACGCUAACGAUGUGAUUGCCUCCUGUGCCUUUGGCCUGAAGGUAGACUCACACAACGACAAAAACAACAACUUCUACGAACUGGGGAAAGAGACUUCCACAUUCAACUUCCGCCAAGUGAUCAAGGCUUUUCUAUUUGCUAACUUACCAGAAGUAGCAAAGUUCUUAAAAUUGGAUUUCUUGUCGGAGUCAUCAAAGAACGCAUUCAAGAGACUGGUGUUGGAUACAAUGGAAAACCGAGAGUUGAAGAAUAUUAUCAGACCAGACAUGAUUCACUUGUUGAUGGAAGCUAAGAAAGGCCAAUUGACGCAUGAAGAUAUAAAAUCUAAGGAUCAAGCUGUUGGUUUUGCUACUGUUACUGAAUCAGCUGUAGGGAAGAUAAAAGUAAAUAGAGAAUGGACUGAUGAAGACCUCGUGGCUCAAGCAGUGCUGUUCUUCAUUGCCGGAUUUGAGGCCGUCUCAUCAUCAAUGUCGUUCCUACUCUAUGAGCUUGCCGUGAACCCUGACGUACAGGAGCGGCUGGCGCAGGAGAUUAAGGAGACUGACGCUAAGAACGGCGGCAAGUUUGACUUCAACUCCAUACAAAAUAUGGUCUACAUGGAUAUGGUGGUAUCAGAGGUCCUCCGACUUUGGCCAACAGCCGGUGCUCUAGACAGAAUUUGCACUAAAGACUAUAAUAUGGGUAAACCGAACCCGAAAGCGGAGAAAGAUUACAUUAUCCGUAAAGGAACAGGGAUGUGGAUACCAGUUUUCACCAUUCAUCGCGAUCCUGAUUACUUUUCUAAUCCUUUGAAGUUCGACCCUGAGCGGUUCUCAGAAGAAAACAGGCACACCAUCAAUCCACUCGCGUACAUGCCUUUCGGUGUUGGACCUAGGAAUUGCAUUGGGUCAAGAUUUGCGCUCUGCGAGGUUAAGGUGAUGACAUACCAGAUCCUUCGAGAAAUGGAAGUAUCCCCUUGUGAGAAGACCUGCAUACCGGCGAAGUUGUGUAAUGAAACUUUCAAUCUGAGACUCCGUGGAGGACACUGGCUCAAGUUCAGAGCGAGGACUUACACGGGGGACACGCAGAGGCAUGUUCUCCAGAAAGUAGCUACACCGGUAAUGACCACCUAUGAUUUUGUGAAAGAAGGUCAUGUCCAGCAAAAGUCUUCGCUCACGAAGAGAAUGCAUUCGAAACCUAAUCAAGCGCUCUUUAUAGGGAUUCCUGUGAGAAAAUCCACCAGUGUUAUAAGCAAGGUGUCUAGUGAACGCUCUCUGUAUACUCUCAAUGCGCUGCGAAUGCACCGCAUAAAACGGACUCCACACAACACUGGCGAACUCAAGAUGACUACGGACCAAGGAUUGAAGAACGGAGUGGUUAACUUUAUCAAAGGCACUGCUAAAGUCAGUGUAGAUGGCGUCAACCUGCCUGCCCGAGUCAACUUCAUUGGAUAUAUUAGAAAUGUAAGGGACCAGAUCAUGAUUAUCCUCCUAGUCUGGUUGGCGGUGCUCAUCGCCGUGAUAACUCUGUACUUCAGAAGACUGUACUCCUCCUUCAGCCGCCAUGGCAUCAAACACAUCAAGCCAGUCCCGAUCCUUGGCAACAUGUCCAAGGUCGUGUUACGCGCAGAACAUGUCAGUGAUGGACUCACAACGGUUUACAACAUGUUCCCUGAGGAAAGGUUCGUUGGCAGAUAUGAAUUCAUCAAAGAGUUGAUUGUGGUUCGUGACCUCGAGCUGGUUAAGAAAAUGACUGUGAAAGACUUCGAACACUUUCUCGACCACCGCCCCUUGUUGGGCAACAGCGAGUCUUACUUCUCUAGAAACCUGUUCUCUUUAAGAGGUCAAGAAUGGAAAGAUAUGCGCUCCACCUUGAGUCCAGCGUUCACAAGCUCUAAGAUGCGUCUAAUGGUGCCCUUCAUGGUGGAAGUCGGAAAACAGAUGAUGCAAUCGCUUCAUAAAAUUAUAAAAGAAUCUAAGAGUGGCUCCAUAGACUUAGAAUGCAAAGACCUGACGACCCGUUACGCUAACGAUGUGAUUGCCUCCUGCGCCUUUGGUCUCAAGGUGGACUCACACAACGACAAAAACAACAGCUUCUACGCGCUAGGCAAGGAGACUUCCACAUUUAAUUUUCCCCAGAUAAUCAAAGCUUUCAUGCUGGCUAACACACCAGAAAUAGCCAAGUUUUUAAAGCUGGAUUUUCUAUCGGAGUCAUCAAAAGAGGCUUUCAAGAGACUGGUGCUAGAUACGAUGCAAAACCGAGAGUUGAAGAAUAUUAUCAGACCCGACAUGAUUCAUCUGUUGAUGGAAGCAAAAAAAGGCAAACUAACUCAUGAAGAUAUCAAAUCCAAUGAUGUAGCUGCAGGAUUUGCUACUGUUACGGAAUCCGCUGUAGGAAAGAAAGAAAUUAAUAGAAUAUGGACUGAUGAAGACCUCGUGGCUCAAGCAGUGCUAUUCUUCAUAGCCGGUUUUGAAACAGUUUCAUCAGGAAUGUCAUUCCUACUCCAUGAGCUUGCCAUGAAUCCUGAUGUGCAGGAGCGGUUGGCACAGGAGAUAAAAGAAAAUGACGCCAAGAACGGCGGCAAGUUCGACUUCAACUCUAUACAGAACAUGGUCUAUAUGGAUAUGGUUGUGUCAGAGGUCCUUCGACUUUGGCCACCUGCUGUUGCUCUUGACAGAAUUUGUACUAAAGACUACAAUAUGGGUAAGCCUAACCCGAAAGCGGAGAAAGAUUACAUUAUCCGCAAAGGAACCGGAGUCUGGAUACCAACAUUCACCAUUCACCGCGAUCCUGAGCACUUUCCCAACCCUUUAAAGUUUGACCCUGAACGAUUCUCAGAAGAAAAUAGGCAUACCAUCAAUCCGCUCGCGUACAUGCCCUUCGGUGUUGGACCUAGGAAUUGCAUUGGAUCAAGAUUUGCGCUCUGUGAGAUUAAGGUGAUGACAUACCAGAUCCUCAGAGAAAUGGAAGUGUCCCCUUGUGAGAAGACCUGCAUACCGGCGAAGUUGUCCAACGAAACUUUCAACCUCAGGCUACAAGGAGGACACUGGCUCAAGUUCAGGCCGAGGACUUAG
Molecule: messenger RNA, 3709 nt
Organism: Spodoptera litura
Lineage: Eukaryota; Metazoa; Arthropoda; Insecta; Lepidoptera; Noctuidae
Product: cytochrome P450 9e2
Molecular function (GO): monooxygenase activity; iron ion binding; heme binding
Source: RefSeq, a predicted model, not a curated record